AUGAAGGAUAUCGGAGUGCGGAAAGUCGAUGCAGGGAUGUCGAGUCGAAGCAAGCACGCAAGGCCUCCCUUGAGCGUGUUCGAGCAAUUGACCUGCCAGGGCACGCAUCCCGCCAAGAGCGCGAGCCCGGCAAAAGCUCCGCCACCUCCGGGUAUCUCUGGAACCACUCCGAUCAAGGCCGGCACAAGUGUCUCCAACCCAACAAGUGACAAGUCUGCCGCGCUGAAGGCCGCCUUGAACCAGGGCAGGACAGCGGAGCCCAGGACGGACGAAGCCGGCGCGAAAGCCGGACAGUUCUUGCUGAAUUUGGUCAACAACAAGGAGGAAAGACCCGGCGCGAUAUUGCUGCAGCAGCUGAAGGGCGGCGCUGCCAGAGGCAAAGCACCCGCCGACCUCUCUGCGUUCCGCACCGACAACGGUGCUGGAAUGGCAUUGCUGCAGCAGGUGAAGGCUGGAACACAGAGCACCGAGCAGCCGAAAUCGGAACAAUGGAGCAGCAACAAAGGACGUGGCCAAGGCGGCUGGUGGGGUGGUGAUGCCUACUACGGCAAUUACGAUGAGACCGAGUGGGCAGACCAUCGCAAGGGAGGUGGCAAGUACAAGUACAAGGGAAAGACAUCUGGAAAGCACGAUUGGGCCGGCUGGAACGGCACUGAGUCCUCGUGGUGGACCUCAAACUCCGGCGAGGAGUGGCUCGAGGAGUCCCAGAAUUACUGGACCGAGCGCCAGCGCAGCGCUCCGCAAUGGGGAAGGACGAAGAAGGGCGGAAAAGGAAAGAGCGCAGUCCGCGAUUACGAGGAGGAGGAAGAGGAAGAGACAUCCGAAGAGAGCACCGGCUCUGAGGACGCUGCCGAGGCUGCCAGCACGCGAUGGCGCCAGAAAGGCAAGGCGGAUGGCAAAGGCAAAGGCAGUGGAAAAGGCAAGUCGAAGGCCUCCACUGCCGAGCCCAAGGCGAAGCAGAAGUGGAAGCCGGCUGCAAAGAGCUCCAAGUGA
Symbiodinium sp. CCMP2456 is the source of this 993-nucleotide messenger RNA. Lineage: Eukaryota; Dinophyceae; Suessiales; Symbiodiniaceae. The record is from the annotation of a GenBank genome assembly.